GAAUUUCAGCUAGGGACUACGGGAAAAAAACAGCAUGAAAAUGUCAGUAGGUGGCAUCUGAAAGAAGAAGGUGGAUAAUCUCUAGAUAAUCCUGAAGCAGUUGCAGAGAUACUCAAGGUUUUGCACUGGAGAUCCCUGAUCUGAGUGCAUCUUAUCUCUAAAGCUUGCUCUGGGCAUGACAGGAGCAGACAGAGAUGGGUUACUCUAGCCAGGUGUGAGUUACAUGAUACCUAACUAGUGCUGAGGAUGUUAAUUUGAACUACUCAUCCAAUUUUACCCCUUGGUCCCAUCCACCAUAUUGCAGCACACAGAUGACAUACAAGAAUCAGUAACCUGCAAGAAAACCUUUCCCAGGUGGAACAAAUUGCAGUCAUUUACAAAUUGCACAUCCCAAACACCUGCACUGAUCUUCAGAGAGGAUUGAUAGCAGUCAUUCGCUGGCUCUUACGCUCUUAGCAGGUGUUUCUGUAGCUCUGUCCAAGCAGCAACAGGACGGGUCUUUGUGGGGCUGUGCCGAUUCUGCCUGUCUUUUCUUUAUUAAUCGAGGGGACCGAGUAUGUGGCGAUUGAACGGGUUUGGCAGAGGAUAAAACUAAGCUGGCUGGGAAGGUGAGUGCUGGUGGGAUUGACCUGAUGUGAGCCUGUCUGGGAAGUCAGUAGAAGAGGUGGCCUGCAGUCACUUGGAGUGCCACCUCAGCCCAUAGCCUGGGACAGCGGGCACAAGGCAGCACCCCGAAUGCCACGUUACCAAGCUGAUGUUAUGUUUUAGUCCUGCUCGCUCGUACAGCCUCGUGGGUUGGGGCGCAUGGGGCUCCCUCCUGUGACGGAGCGCGGCUGCCCCCCUCUGGCUGCUUUUUCCCCUACUAAAUUCUUAUCGCAAUAUACUUCUAGAAUACAGCGAAAAUGAAAUCAAACGUACCGCCUUGUUCCUUUUGGGUGUGUUUUACUGUGAUUAACUCCUUCCCAGUGCACUGAAUGUAACAAGGCGUUUAAGUGCAGAACGUUCCUGUCCACUUUGCCUAAUGAGAGCAAUCAAAUAAGGUUCCUCUUAUUGAUCAAAACCGUGUUGCAGUAGGGGACAACACUGAGAAGGAAGUGCCUCGGACCCCAGUGAUGCACAAAAGCCAGACUCCAUUUCAGCCUUCACCCUCCAGCUUCACUCCCAAAAACAGGUGUGAAGCUCUUGCAGCUAUAGAGAUGCAUAACACCUGUGCUGGUAUUUAAAUACUAGAAAACAUUUUUAUUUGAAUACUUGUUUACUAUCUUGGAUAUUCACUACAUAGCAGGUUUUGUUUUGUUUCCUUUAUGGAAAGGGCAUGCCAUAAAACUAAGGAACCAUUUAAUUGUGUUGUUAUACAUAUUUCCAACUCUAAGGAUUCUAUAUUUAGUGCUCUUUUCUCUGCCUUUUGUUCAAAUUGUUUGUAAAGGAUUUUAAUUUUGACACUGUACAGGAAAUCAGAUAUUCCUUUCUGAGGCCCUUCUACCUGAGUUCACUCUCAUGUAUUUGCCACAGGAUGUGAUUAUUACAAAUAGAUGACAGAAUUAGCUGUGGCUUAUACUUCUUUUAUAAAGCAGUUAACAUAUCAAUCAUGACAGAAAAUAACUUUAAGUGAGAACUCGAAGGAAACUAUUGCCAGUUUUAUUUAGUGCUUUCAGAAAUUUAUGUUAAACUGUAAAGCACUGUUGCUGCCCCCUGACAAGUUUCCAGAGUAGGAGAACUGGCUCUUAGAAACAAGCCAGCAGACAUGCUUGAUGCAGCAAGCCCGUGGAUUGCAGGAAUUGGCUGGCUUAGCCAAAUUCUGUCACCUCUAGCAAGAAAAGCUGCUAUGGGGCCUGGUGUGACGGUUCAGAUGGAGCAUGAGAGCCUUAUGUCAGGCAUCAGAAAGUAACGGCCCAUCAGUGUUUCAUACUAUGCAAAUAAAUCAGAACAUUUUCAAGUUCUCUUGAAGAAAUGUUCUUCUUGCAGAAAGGUAAGAGGGAGGAGAUUUCUCUGCAGUAAGUGCAAUGAUUCCAUAUUGAUGUCUUUGGUUGCCUAUUGCUGGUUGUGAGCUGUUCUGCUGACAGUCUACCUGCUUGGGGAACAUCUGUGUGCAGUGAAUGAGUGCUCAGUUCGGGAAGCAGUCUGACCUGCAUUGUUUCAUAAAGAAUUUAUUGACAGGAGAAGUUCUGGGGCUGAUUUUUGUCUUACCAUAUCGUGCUGUAUCCACUGUGAUGGUGGUUUCUGGGUUUAGAAAUAAACCUGCCUUCUAGAGUGUUUCUUCUAGGCCCACUGAAAAACUGACUUCAUCACAGAAAAGGAUUGGAGAAAAGAAAUUCUGUUUGCUGGCUUUCACAAGAAUGGAUGGUUGGUGAAUAAAUGAAUACAUAUGAGGUAAGGGCAGAAAGGUGCUAUCAGAAAAAUGCUGGAUGCCAUCAUCUAGUAGGUGAGAAAAGGGGAUGUCUGCAUUCAGCUGGCCUGGCAAUGUCACCUGCAUGAACGUGACAGCCAAGGGAAAAUAUACCUGCUUGUACCUUUGAGCCCUGCGGCCCUACAGCUACAAACCUGGGUAGUCAGGAAAAGCACCUCCCCAUGGAGAACUGCUUGCAAAAGUCUUGAGAAGGGACCAGUCUAUAUGUUCCUUUACCAUCUUACUGCAGCACCUGUGAGAUGUGGGACUACUUAUUGCUGCUACCUGGUGGGUAAACACCAUCACCCCCUUGCUCUUGUGCUUUGCAGUUUUGUUGUGAUUUGUGGUUUGCAGCAGAGCAAGCAGGCACUGCAGGGCUUGUGGGAGUUCUGCAAAAGUUGAAGAACUCAGCUCCUGGCUUGCAAAGCAAACACUGGAACUUUACUCUCACUUUCUGCUCCUGCCUGUAGUAAUGACUUAGCAAGGAGGAAGCUGUGACCGGGAUCGCUUUAAGGCCAAACCCAGCUUCUCGCUGAGAGCCCGGUUUCCAGAGCUGCUAACCCUCCGAGCCAGGGCUGCCGGCGCCACCUGGUGACAAGCUCUUUAUUCUUCAACCCUUCCCUAGAAGUUCAGACCUUCCUCCGGAGCAGAGGGUCUGUCUGACUGUGCCCACCGUGUGUCCGCUCCGGUGGCCUUCUCUCGGGCACCCGCUGUGGUUCCCGGUCGGAGCCCAUCUGUGCUGCAGGUGGCCCGAGGGGUCCGAUUGAAUCCCAGCUACCCCCUCCUCCCUGCAGCUUUGGCACUGUCUCCUGGCAGCCUCCUGUUGCCACAGCCCCACUAGGGUCUGUCACCUUGGUUAGGAGCAGGGCUGUGUCACUGUAGGGCUGACGGUGGUUCUUAUGGUGGUUGGUGCCACCCUCCCAUACGUGUCACCAGCUGAGCUGGUAUAAAACAGAGGGUGCGUGCUCUCUGUGGGAUGCUGGUCAUGUACCCUCUCUGAGGCAGCCGUGCUGUUUGGCAUUGACUGAUUCCCUCUCUGCUAGCUCACAGCUCCAGCUGGGGCAGGCUACCUCCACAGCUCCAGCUGAUAAGCACUUCUGCUGCCAGUGAAUAGCCAUGAGUUCUUCUCACCUAAGCAACAGAGCUGAGAGCCGCUUUCGAUCCCCAGAGGAGCAUGAACUGGAGGCUGUGGGGAAGAAAGCCUGGGAUAAUCCUGCCUACAGUGGCUCCCCCUCUACCUCCUUGAAGAUUCGAGCCAUCUACAACCCCAAAUCAAUUCUGGAGAAUCCCUAUGAGAGCUUUGAAGAGGCGAGGGAUCCGGUGCCAUACCAGGAGGAACAGAACAGAAUUUCCCAGGAGGGGAAGACAAGUCCUUUCCUCAAGUGCUGCUUCUACAUCUUCAGAGGCAUCCGAGGUCUGUGGGGCACUACGCUAACUGAGAACACAGCUGAAAACAGAGAACUUUAUGUGAAGACGACUCUGCGAGAGCUCCUAGUCUACAUUGUGUUCUUGGUGGACAUCUGUCUGCUGACAUAUGGUAUGACAAGUUCCAAUGCCUAUUACUACACAAAAGUGAUGUCUGAGCUAUUCCUGCAGACCUCUUCAGACAACCGUGUCUCCUUCCAGUCCAUUGGCAGCAUGGCUGACUUCUGGGUGUAUGCACAAGGUCCUCUUCUGGAUAAUCUUUACUGGACAAAGUGGUACAACAACGAGUCCCUAGCAGCGCACAACUCUCAGUCAUACAUCUAUUAUGAGAAUCUGUUACUGGGUGUCCCACGCAUGCGACAGCUGAAGGUAAAGAACAAUUCCUGUGUGGUUCAUGAUGACUUCAAACAGGAGAUCUCGGGCUGCUAUGAUGUAUACUCAGAAGACAAAGAGGAAAAAGUCUCCUUUGGACUCACCAAUGGAACAGCGUGGAGGUACCAUUCUGAGGAAGAGCUGGGUGGCUCAUCUCACUGGGGAAGACUAACCAGUUACAGUGGGGGAGGAUACUAUAUAGACCUCAAGUUGACGAGAGAAGAGAGUGCUGAAGCCCUGCAAGUCUUGAAGGAGAAAUUAUGGUUGGAUCGGGGGACACGAGUUGUCUUCAUUGAUUUCUCGGUGUAUAACGCAAAUAUCAAUCUGUUCUGUGUUCUGAGGUUAGUGGUGGAGUUUCCAGCCACUGGUGGUGCCAUUCCCUCCUGGCAAAUCCGGACAGUCAAGCUUAUACGAUAUGUCAGUGCAUGGGAUUUUUUCAUUGUUGCCUGUGAAAUUGUUUUCUGUGUCUUCAUCUUUUACUAUGUGGUGGAGGAGAUUUUGGAGCUGCGUAUCCACAGGCUUCAGUACUUUACCAGCAUAUGGAACAUCUUGGAUGUGGUUGUCAUUCUGCUCUCCAUUGUUGCUAUUGGAUUUCACAUCUUUCGUACCAUAGAGGUGAACAGACUGUUGGGGGAGCUGCUGAAACAUCCUGAAACCUACGCGGACUUUGAGUUCCUAGCAUUCUGGCAGACUCAGUACAAUAAUAUGAAUGCAGUCAACUUAUUCUUUGCCUGGAUCAAGAUAUUCAAGUAUAUUAGCUUUAAUAAAACAAUGACUCAGCUGUCCUCCACGUUGGCACGUUGUGCCAAGGACAUCCUGGGCUUUGCCAUUAUGUUCUUUAUUGUCUUCUUUGCUUAUGCCCAGUUGGGUUACCUUCUUUUUGGGACACAAGUGGAAAACUUCAGUACCUUUGUUAAAUGCAUCUUCACCCAAUUUCGGAUCAUUCUUGGUGACUUUGACUACAAUUCCAUUGACAAUGCCAACAGGAUCCUUGGGCCUGUUUAUUUUGUCACCUACGUGUUCUUUGUUUUCUUUGUGCUCCUGAACAUGUUUCUGGCCAUCAUCAAUGAUACCUACUCAGAAGUCAAGGAGGAACUUUCAAGCCAGAAAGAUGAGCUGCAGCUCUCGGACAUCUUGAAGCAGAGCUACAACCGGACGCUUAUGAGGUUGAAGCUGAAAAAGGAACGGAUUUCUGAUGUGCAGAAAGCACUGCAGAAUGGAACAAAAGAACUGGGCUUUGAGGACUUCAAGAACAGCUUGAAGGAACUGGGCCAUGCAGACCAUGAGAUCACAGCAGCCUUCUCCAGGUUUGACAAAGAUGGCAACCACAUCCUUGAUGAAGAAGAACAACAGCAGAUGAAGCAUGACCUAGAGGCAAAAAGGGUUGCUCUGAAUACAGAGAUUGAAAAUUUAGGGAAAUCCUAUGGUGGCAACAACUUGGAUGAGAAUCCGUCCUACAUGGAAGCAAAGAAUAACCAUGCCAAUAAGGCCAGCUGGGUCUCCAAAGAAGAGUUCCAAGUACUCCUGCAACGUGUGCUGCAUCUGGAACAGUCCAUACACAACAUUGGCUCCAAGAUUGAUGCAGUGGUAAGCAAACUAGAAGUGCUGGAGAGAAACAAGCUGAAAACGAAGGAUUUGAUGGGCAAGCCACUGGAUAACGGUAGGAAGGAGGAAGAACCCAGUCAGGAAGAACUGCUCUCCCAGAGCCUGGACCAGCUGGGGAAAGAAGCAGCAGAAGACUGGGGAGUGGAAUAUGUACAGGGAAAUAACCCAAGUUGCAUCUCUUCUCAGAAUGGGAUCUGCCCAAUCUUGCUCAGGUCAAGUGUACCAGGGUCUCAGGCACCCAAGAACAUCCAGUCACAGUUGUGAUGAGCGCUUCUAGCAAACAGUCCAGUGUUCCCAGUCUGGCUUCUACAGUACUAUGUCACUGUCAGUUGUUUUUCCCACUGUUAGAAUAGUCAGAACAGCUGAACGCAGGCACCACUGUUGCCAGAGACUGGUGAUGUGAAAAAUUGGUGCCGCUCUUUUCCAGUGUAGUGAUGCACAGACCUAGAACUUCUGGCCCCUGUGUCUCUGGACUAGUUAGAAAUUUGGAACCAGGUAUUGCAUUAGGUUUCUGUCUCUGAACAAGACAACUCAGAGUGCUUCUACCUAUAUUUUCCCAAGAUGUAAAGGCUCAGAGCUCUGGAAGUACUUGGAUCCAGAAUGGGAAACUGCAAGUCGUUCCCCACAAGCACAUGCCUGCUUUCUCAAUUGUGAGGAAAAGUUGAGGUAAUCAUGUUAACAAAGCAGAAUAUAAUCAUUAGUGUGAGACAGAAAGGAGAAAAUAGUUGCAUCUACAUGGUUACCACUAACUUUGUUCUGUUGUAAUUUGCAUCCAGAACAUUUUGGUAACCCUCUUUGGUUACCAAAGAUUCAGAUGUUGGAAAAAAUAGGGUAUAAAUGCCUCAGUCGAGAUAAUUAAAAUGAGAGUUUACUCCCAGUGUAUUAGGAGGAGAUCUGAAACUGAAGAAGCAGCUGUUAGUGAUAUUCUGAGGUCUGAAUGUUGGGGAACAGAUUUCUUACACUGGAUCAGCCCUGCCCUGGAUAGGCCAGGCUCUAGAGUGGUCACAGCUAUACGGUAGUGUUGACAAACUGAAGAAGAGGGUCAUUCAGUUGCAAGAUUCCAGCAGGAGCUGUGAGCCCCUGUCACGCAGCCUACAGGGAGCUUAGAUUUCAGCUAGGAUCUGCAGGUUCUUGCAUCUUGGUUUCCCAUCAGCUGCUUCUGCUGCUGGGGACAAGACUUCUCUGUGAGAUACUGCCAUGGUUCUUGACUCAAAGUUUUAUUGGAUUCAGAAUUGAGCAUAAGCUCUUUGCCUUCAGCUUUUCCAGCUGAACUCAGAACAAUGAUGUUGCUUAUUUCCCUCUACUCACAGCACUGAAACCAUUAUCUUAUGCAGGACAAAAUGGCUUAUGUCAGGGACCUGGGAACUUAAAUUAAAAUUUUCAUAAACAAAAAAUCCACAUGCUAAAUUAUAAUCCAGAAAAGAAACUAUGCACUUCUAGCAGACUUGAAUUGCACGUGCACCCAUUACCAGUGUGAGAACUGAAGCAUGUUAUGGACUGCAGGUGAAAAUGUUUAAUGCUCUGCAUGUCAAGAAGUACAUAAGCUCUUCUGUUAAAUCACUUGGAAAGACCCUGUUUGAGAUCCUGACUCAUUAGCAGACCGUUGUUACUGAGGCUUAGCUGCAAAAACAAAAUUACAGACCUCUCUUUUGAAAUCUGUGGAGGGAAGAGAUGAUGGAAAAUGUGUUGCUGGCUGAGGCUCAGCUCCUGACAACAACUGCUGUGGGGUAAACAGGAUCCUGACACAAGGUGCUGCCCAAAGCAGGAAUGUAAGGCCUUGCUUUAUAAAGCCUUAGAUCUCACACAAGCAGAGCGCUACUUCAUUCUGUCCAGUGGAAAAGGUGGCACAAGCUCUUUGUUGGCACUGUUCCAGUCCCCAUCCUGUGCUUUGCCUGCUGCAGCAGGGAUGCUUCAGGCACUGCAGAGCAGGACAUAGCCCUGCUGUCACUGGCCAGACAGAGGCUAGCUCCUGGUGGGCAUCCUUUCUGCACAGAGACACCCUGCAUCUGGGAAGGCAGGAGGGGCAAAAGGACAGCGAUGCAGCAGCUGGGCUCAGAACCACACAGUAGGAAAAUCAGCCACAGGCAGGUCACAGGUAACACAGGCUGCUAUUUAGGGCAGUAGGCUACUAGAGGAGCAAAGUGGUCACAUUGCAUGGCUGAGUUUGUUCAUGCCUGAACCCUGGGAAGCCAUCUUUCCCCUCUGAAGGGUAAGCAUAGAGCCUCCACACUCUGAGUAGAUCUUUUGCCCAGCUCUAGCUGGGAGCAGAUAAGAAACACAGGCUGCAGUGGUUUCCUGGGUUUCAGCUAGUGCUCCUUCCCCUAUCACCUGGUGUUUUCUCAGAAAGACCACCCCCUAUGCCACAUGCUGUGAUUUCAGUUGUGCCAGUAUCACCAAGUGUGAAACAACUUCUGUCACCAGUAAUGCCUAUGCUGCAUUGUCUUCUCUCUUGCUUGUACCUCUGCAUGUAACUGCCUUGUCUGUGCUGUGACGUGCUAUAAAUACGUCAUUGUAAACAAUGUGGCCUAGAGUUAGCAAGGCAAUUACUUGUCUCCAGCAAUUGCUUGUGUGUAAUACUCAAUUGUGUGUUCAAGCUCGUUGAGAACAUAAAUACACUGAACAGUAAGUUUAUGCAAGUGCUAUUUUCAAAUGGAUGUUGUAAGGCCUCCUGGCAGCCACUGGUGUUAUUUAGAUAAUUCAUGUCUCAUGGGGGAAGUAAAGUGCUUUUUCCUCAACAGUGGGAGCAGAGCUGUACUUUGUUCGCUUUGGACACUGGCUGAAGUGUCUGACAGGAAGCCCCUGCCUUAAAGAAAAUUGCUGCGUGCUGGGGUGGUUAAAGAGCUCACUGAGACAGCUGGGAGACAAAGCAGUGUCACAGCCAUACUGCCAAAGUACUUGUGGGGUGUGGGGAGCCUCACGGCCUUGGAGGAGAGGCAGGGCACGGGUGUCUGAAACUGGUUGUGGGUCACCUGCCAGAGGCAGCCCAAUCCAGCAUGGGUUGUGAGCAUGAAAAUCUCCUGAAAUGUCUUCUCAGUGUAUCCCUCAGGAUGCAUUUGUCUCACCAGUGAACAGGUC
Molecule: messenger RNA, 8863 nt
Organism: Phasianus colchicus (ring-necked pheasant)
Lineage: Eukaryota; Metazoa; Chordata; Aves; Galliformes; Phasianidae
Source: RefSeq, a predicted model, not a curated record